AUGUCCCUAAAGUACGUCGCAAGUUAUCUUUUGGCCGUUGUUUGCGGAACAGAAUCGCCCUCAAAGAAGGACAUUGAGGCCAUCUUGGGCUCUGUAGGCUCUGAAGUCGAUGAGGAGGCUCUUGAUGGAUUUUUGUCCGCUAUCGCCGGCAAGACUGUCCAUGAGGCAAUCAGCUCUGGACUGUCCAAGCUCCAGACCGUCCCAACUGGUGGUGUAGCUGUAGCAGCUGCCGCCGCUGGUGCUCCUGCUGCUGACAAGGCCGAUGCUGGCAAGAAGGAGGAGCCCGAAGCUGAGGAAGAAGAGGAUGAUAUGGGAUUCUCACUCUUUGACUAG
This is a messenger RNA of Theileria equi strain WA, 333 nucleotides long. RefSeq names its product 60S acidic ribosomal protein P2, putative. NCBI's taxonomy places the organism in Eukaryota, Apicomplexa, Aconoidasida, Piroplasmida, Theileriidae. The record is from RefSeq and is a predicted model, not a curated record. Gene Ontology annotation, biological process: cytoplasmic translational elongation. Gene Ontology annotation, molecular function: structural constituent of ribosome. The transcript is spliced from 3 exons. Gene Ontology annotation, cellular component: cytosolic large ribosomal subunit; ribosome. Bases 1 to 333 code for a protein of 110 amino acids.